AUGAGCCACCGCCGCCGCCGGCCCUCCUCGCCGCCGCAGGUACCGGCGCAUCCGCUGGAGGACGACGCCCUCCUCCACGACAUCUUGCUCCGCCUCCCGCCGCAGCCGCCCUACCUCCUGCGCGCGUCCAUCGUCUCCAAGCGCUGGCGACGCCUCGCCACCGACCCCAAGUUCCUCCGCCGCUUCCGCGUCCACCACGGGAAGCCUCCCCUCCUCGGCGACUUCUCGUACGAAGCAGGACCAUUCGCCUUCAGAUCCACCCUCGACCCGCCCUACCGCAUCCCUCCCCGCCGCCUCUCCCCGCGGCCGGACGGCAGCGGCAGCGAGGGAUGGGCGUGCCUGGACUGCCGCCACGGACGCGUACUCUUCGACGACUGUAGGCGGAGGCGGGUCAUCGUGUGGGACCCCAUCACCGACGACCGCUGCGCCCUAGCCUACCCGCAACAGUUCCGCGACUCCGGGAUUGUGCAAAUCCACAGCGGGGCGGUGCUCUGCGCCGCCGGCGACCAGGGCCACGUGCAUGGCGCCUGCCACUCGAGCCCUUUCAAACUGGUCGGGCUGAGCGCUUGGCACCACAAUGAUGUAGCCAGCAUCUUCGCAAGUGUCUACUCUUCCGAGACUGGCGUAUGGAGUGAUCUCGUAUCAACAACGCUUCCACGGAAGGGUAUAAAUCUUUUGAGUCACAGCGCACUUGUUGGUAACACCCUUCACUGGCUCAUCACCACAAAUAGCAUACUUGAGUUUGAUUUGGUCGCACAGACGUUAGCUGUGACCAAGAGGCCUCUUGGUGCUCCUCCUCGCCAUGACAAUGUUCAGAUCACCCGGUCAGAGGAUGGUGGUGUUGGCUUUGCUGCUUUGACCGGUUCUCGCUAUGACCCUUGCUUGCAAAUGUGGGACAGGAAGGUCGAUUCAGAUGGAGCUGCCACAUGGGUGUUGCGCAAGACUGUUGAACUGCAGAAGAUUCUUGGAUUGGACUCUAUGAUUGAGAAGAAGAAAGCAUCUAUACUGCACUAUUUGGAUGAUGUUCACGCAAUCUUUUUGAGGGUGGAUUCAUCUGUCUACAUGGUCCAGCUUGAGUCAAUGCAGUCCAAGGAACUUUUCAAAAGCAUCCAUAAUUGCAUCUAUCGUCAUUUCACAAGUUUCUGGACCGAAGGUGUCUUUAGCAGUUUGAGGCCGAAGCAGCUUAUCACUCAAUGAUGUGCAGCCUGGAAUGUGACUCUUGUCUAUUAUGUCCAUGUGUCUAUGGCUCUGGCUACAUCUACUGCAGCUGUCUUGCAGAAAUCAUCUAGUAAUAUGUUAACUGUGGUGUAGUACUUUAUCUGUCUGUCUAAUAGUAUGUACUUGUCAACUGAAGCCGGAAAUGUUUGGGUUAAUUCGGUAGUGUUGCCCUUCAUAAUGGAUUGCAAUCCAUCUCCAGUUUGACUUAGUGCUGACGCCAGAUUUUGGUUGCCAAUACCUGGUGUUGACCUCUUAUAUGUUAUACCUUGUCUGUUGUCAGUGCCGUGCUUGCCUUUGUUAGAGAAGGACACGAAUUCCAGGGAGUCCGGGUUGCACACGUGUUUAUCAUUGUUGAUCUUGCUAUUAAUCACACUGGCGUACACGCUUUACUAUUUCACCUUUAGUUGAAGAGUUUGUCCUGUAUGUGACUGCAUGCCUUAAAAAGUAAAAAAAUGUGCACUUGCUGCUUUUUUGCAUUUUCAGUUGUUCAGUCCAUUCUGGU
Lolium rigidum is the source of this 1720-nucleotide messenger RNA. RefSeq lists its product as uncharacterized. The record is from RefSeq and is a predicted model, not a curated record. The transcript has 2 exons. Gene Ontology annotation, molecular function: protein binding. Lineage: Eukaryota; Viridiplantae; Streptophyta; Magnoliopsida; Poales; Poaceae. The coding region runs from base 1 to 1197 and encodes 398 amino acids.